ACCAGGCCACUCAAUCCUCUGGAGCCCUGCAACCUCGCCCCCAACUUGCCGGCUACCCGGGCCGGACACACCAGUGUAGCACAAAACACAAGCACUGUUCUCCACCGACACCUUGAGUAAUCGGCAAAAAUGGCAGGUCUGCUGAGCGGCAGCCGCCUCGCUCGCUUCUGCUUCUUGGCCUCCUGCAUUGCGCUCGCGGCACACACCUCCGAAGCCAGCCGGCGGGACCUCAUCGGCAUCAGCAUCGGCAAAGGCGGGGGGAUCAGCAUCGGCAUCGGCGGUGGUGGAGGCAGCUCGCCCCCGAAGCAGCAGCCGCCGUCGUCCGAGCCGCAGGCAUGCGACUUCGAGAACGAGCGGAUAUACAGGGCGUACCUCGUCAUCCAGAGGUUCAAGAGGACGAUUACCAGCGACCCCCAGUGCAUCACCAACACCUGGACCGGCACCGACGUCUGCGGCUCCUACAAGGGCUUCUUCUGCGAGAAACCGCCCAACGUCAACGAGCGGGCCCUCGCCUCCGUCGACUUCAACGGCUACAUGCUGCAGUCCGCCUCCUUGGUGAGCUUCGUGGACGCGCUCCCCGACCUCGCGCUCUUCCACGCCAACUCCAACAACUUCGGCGGCGUCGUCCCCAACCUCAGGGCGCUGCAGUACUUCUACGAGCUUGACCUGAGCAACAACAAGCUCGCGCCCUGCCCCUUCCCGACGGACGUGCUGGGGCUCACCAACUCCACCUUCAUCGACAUCCGGUUCAACAAAUUUCUCGGCGGGCUGCCGGCGGGGCUCUUCUGCUCGUUCCCGAUCGUGGAGGCCAUCUUCGUCAACAACAACAAGUUCGACGGCAAGCUCCCGGACAACCUGGGCGACUCCCCCGUGAACUACCUCUCCCUCGCCAACAACCAGUUCACGGGACCGAUCCCCUCCUCCAUCGCCCGCGCCGCCAACACGCUCCUCGAGGUGCUCUUCCUCAACAACAAGCUCAGCGGCUGCCUCCCGUACGAGCUCGGCCUGCUCGCCAAGGCCACCGUCAUCGACGCCGGCACGAACCAGCUCACGGGCACCAUCCCGGCGUCCUACGCGUGCCUGCGGAAGGUGGAGCAGCUCAACCUGGCGAACAACCUCCUCUACGGCGUGGUGCCCGACGCGCUCUGCCGCCUCGCCUACGACGGCCACCUCACCAACCUCACGCUCUCCGGCAACUACUUCACGGGGCUCGGGGCGUGCUGCUGGGACCUGAUCAAGCAGGGGAAGCUCAACGUCGACCGCAACUGCAUCCCUUAUGCGCCCAACCAGCGGUCGCACGACGAGUGCGCCGGGUUCUUCCACAGGACCAAGAUGACCUGUCCCGUCAGCACCCAUGUCCCGUGUUACCACAAGAGCUACGGUGUGGACGCCGCCGCGGAGGAGGCCAAGGCGGCGGCGGAGGAGGCCAAGUACCGGACCUACUCGGCGCUGAAACCGUGAGCCCAAGCUAGGCUCUCAGCUGCCGACGGCAGCCGAGGAUACAUGCGUUGAAACUCCAAAAACUCGAAAGUGAAGAUGGAAUUGCACUGUGCGCCUCGUGAACGUACGCUACGCGACGCAGCUGCUUGGCUAGUUGCGAUGCAUUCCCCGGUUGUUGUGUUGAUAUUGUUUGUCGUGUGUACGUAUUUUUCUAGUUCUGCUCCCUUUUCCAUACCGCCAGCACAUGGCAAAGAAUCUUCAGUUGCUGAUGAUUGGCCGUGUCCGGAAGCUCCUGCGCGACCUCUUUUCAUUUCCUUUCGCUGCAUCAGCUAUCUUGGAACUUUCGUCUUUGGGCAAUUCCUUCCUUCUUGUAAUCACUGUUUAUGCAUGGCAACACCUCCUAUAAAUUUCCUUUUUCACAUUCAA
This is a messenger RNA of Lolium perenne, 1866 nucleotides long. RefSeq lists its product as uncharacterized. Gene Ontology annotation, molecular function: protein binding. Lineage: Eukaryota; Viridiplantae; Streptophyta; Magnoliopsida; Poales; Poaceae. The record is from RefSeq and is a predicted model, not a curated record.